Solanum stenotomum is the source of this 1013-nucleotide messenger RNA. RefSeq lists its product as uncharacterized. The record is from RefSeq and is a predicted model, not a curated record. Lineage: Eukaryota; Viridiplantae; Streptophyta; Magnoliopsida; Solanales; Solanaceae. The transcript is spliced from 7 exons. Bases 57 to 971 code for a protein of 304 amino acids. Gene Ontology annotation, cellular component: checkpoint clamp complex. Gene Ontology annotation, biological process: DNA damage checkpoint signaling; DNA repair.
UCUGCUCUCUCCUUCUUCAGCCAGUGUUCUCCUAGUUCUAAUUUGGCGGGAAAAAGAUGAGCUCGUCGGCGGUUGAGCCGGAAUCUCCCGAUCUAGUGUGCCAGCUUGACAACGUUCAAGGCGUCGUCGAUGCUCUCACUUCCGUUCGCUGGAAACGCCAACAGGAUGCAGUAUUGGAGUUAUCGGAACACGGCAUAGUGUUGAUUGUUGAGGAAACCGCUUGUCUUCAGGCCAAAGUUUACUUGCAACGAGAGUUAUUUGUUCGGUAUGAAUAUAGCGCAGAAGGGAGGCCGCGUUUUGGAGUGAGCUUAGGGUUAUUUGUUGAUUGUCUGAAUACAUUUUCAGUUCAAGGACAUUCAAGUGCUAUUGAACUACGCUAUCCUGGUCCUGAUAUGCAGCUUCUUCUCAAGUCUGUUGAAUCUUCAGAUUCUUGUACUUAUGCGGAAAUCAGAACAAGGAUUCCUGAUACAAUAUCAUGGGACUACAAUUUUGAACCUGCUGGAAGUACUCCUCUCAGUUUUACUGUGAAGUCUGCAGCUCUAAAGGAAGCCAUUGAUGACCUUGAGUGGCCAGGAUCAAGCAUUCAUCUUAUCCUACAGCCUACACCACCAUCAGUUACAUUUAGAGGUGAAGGCCAUGGUGACUUACAGAUAGACUUUAUGUGUCAAGCAAACACGGAUCUUCUGGUUGCAUUUCAUUGUGACCGGGAAAUCUCUCACAGGUAUAAAUACAAAUUUCUCCGUGCUACAACCUCAAACAUACCCAGCAGUGUCAUCCGGGAUAAUCGAGGAAGUAAACUGACCAUUGGUAGAGGGGGAAUGCUCAAAGUUCAGCAUCUGGUCUCAGUUGCAAAACCAGCAAUACCACACCCGCAUGUCGAUUCUGCCGGCUAUCAGCAACCCAGCCGUAUUGCUUAUAUUGAAUUCUUUGUCAAGCCAGAGGUAGAUGAAGACGAUGCGAAUGAUACAUAGAUGAUAGGAGUCUCUUGCUUAACAAAAUUAGUUGCUAAAUGU